AUGGAUACUCUUGUGCUUGUUUAUCUACUACUAUUACCAAUCUUUAUUCUAUUCAUUAUCCACAAACACAAAACAAGAGCCUCAUCAAUUCCACCUGGCCCAACACCUCUUCCUCUACUAGGAAAUCUACACCAAAUUGAUAGUUCAUCCCCACAUCUUUCCCUAUGGAAACUCUCCAAACACUAUGGACCUAUCAUGUCUUUGCACUUUGGCAAUACACCAACCUUAGUUAUUUCCUCAUCAAAAAUGGCAAAACAUGUGUUGAAAACUCACGACCUUAAGUUUGCAAGUAGACCAUCUUUUCUAGGACUGAGAAAGUUGUCAUACAAUGGUUUAGAUUUGGGUUUUGCACCUUAUAGUCCUUAUUGGAGAGAAAUGAAAAAACUCUGUGUUCUUCAUCUCUUUAGUUCUCGGCGUGUUGAAUCUUUUAGGUCCAUUAGAGAAAAUGAAGUGGCCCUAUUGAUUCAAAAGUUGUCACAAUAUGAAGGUGAUGACAAAGGUGUUAACUUGAGUGAAGCAAUGAUGUCUUUCACCAAUACACUUAUAUGUAAGAUAGCUUUUGGGAAAAAGUAUGAUUUUGAUUAUGGAGAAGUUGAAUUGGGAAGUGGAGAAAGGAAAAGUAGAUUACAUGUUUUGCUUAAUGAAGCUCAAGCUUUGUUAAGUGAAUUUUAUUUUUCAGAUCAUUUUCCAUUGUUAGGUUGGGUUGAUAGAGUUAGAGGCACUAUAUGGAGGCUUGAAAAAACCUUCAAAGAGUUGGAUUUGAUAUACCAAAAAGUCAUUGAUGACCAUAUGGAGAAUUCAUCAUGGCCUAAAACUAAGGAUCAUGAAGUAGUUGAUAUCAUUGAUAUUUUAUUGCAGAUGAUGAAUGAUCAUUCACUAUCUUUUGAUCUCACUCUCGACAACAUUAAAGCUUUGCUUAUGAAUAUCUUUAUAGCAGGAACAGACACAAGUGCAGCAAUAGUGGUUUGGGCUAUGACAGCAUUGAUGAACAAUCCAAGAGUGAUGAAAAAAGUUCAAAUGGAAAUGACAAACUUAUAUGAAGACAAAGAUUUCAUAAAUGAAGAUGAUAUUGAAAAGCUACCUUAUCUUAAAUUAGUGGUGAAAGAGACAUUAAGAUUAUUCCCUCCAACACCAUUACUACUACCAAGAGAAACAUUAGAAAAUUGUAACAUAGAUGGUUAUGAGAUUAAGCGAAAAACUCUAGUAUAUGUUAAUGCAUGGGCCAUAGCAAGAGAUUAUGAGAAUUGGGAAGAUCCAGAAGAGUUUUAUCCCGAAAGAUUCUUUAUGACCGGAGUGGAUUUUAAAGGAAAGGAUUUUGAGUUUAUUCCAUUUGGAAGUGGAAGAAGAAUGUGUCCUGCAAUGAACAUGGGAGUUGUGACUGUUGAACUUUCACUUGCUAAUAUUCUUCAUUGUUUUGAUUGGAAAUUACCUUGUGGUUUUGAUGAGGAAGAGGUAUUGGAUACAGAAGUGAAACCAGGAAUUACUAUGCAUAAGAAAAUUGAUCUUUAUCUUGUUCCUAGGAAAAGAAAACCUUAG
Molecule: messenger RNA, 1536 nt
Organism: Lathyrus sativus (Indian pea)
Lineage: Eukaryota; Viridiplantae; Streptophyta; Magnoliopsida; Fabales; Fabaceae
Source: the annotation of a GenBank genome assembly